This is a messenger RNA of Parasteatoda tepidariorum (common house spider), 3462 nucleotides long. Its product is annotated as serine/threonine-protein kinase meng-po. Lineage: Eukaryota; Metazoa; Arthropoda; Arachnida; Araneae; Theridiidae. The record is from RefSeq and is a predicted model, not a curated record. Gene Ontology annotation, biological process: protein phosphorylation. Gene Ontology annotation, molecular function: ATP binding; protein serine/threonine kinase activity.
AAUCCGAGAGUAACCCCCCUCAUAGCGGCGCUUACUCUUGAAGAUUCUCAGUACCAUCAGAGAGAGAAAAGACACCACAGCUGAUGACGUGAAUGCGAUAGUGCUUCGAAAUUGGCGAAUAUAAACAACAAUUGAAAGUAGUACUUUUUAUUUUUUUAUUUUGGAACGUGGAAGAUCACUGUUAAAAUAAAGAGUGUGUUGAUCCUUUUUUGAGGAUUUAUCCGGAGAAGGAUUUUACUUUUCCAGGGCUGAUGUUUGUAUUCCUGUUUUUAAAACGGAGCGAUUUAAUAGCAUAAAGGAUAAAGAUAAUUCGACGCUUUUUUUCAAUCAAGAAGCAGAACAUUUAGAGAUGCUUUUCAGCAGAUGAUGAAAAUGAUCAAACGAUGAAAAAGCAAUUGAUAAGAAUGACUUCUCUUCAAUAAGUAUUCAACAAAGAUCAUGUUGUUCUCCAAGAUUGGUAUUUAAGCAUUACAUUUACAUCAGAAUGGCUUCCAAGCGUCUUUGCAGCAUUCACAAGAUCCGGGAAAUACAGUUGCCGCUCCUGGAACUGCAGGACCAAUAUGAUGUCAUCCGGGAGAUAGGAUCUGGUGACUACGGAAAAGUUAUGUUGGCCGUUCAUCGGGACACCCAGGCUAAAGUAGCCCUUAAGGCUGUCCCCAAAGCAACGACCACACUCAAGGACUUUCUCAUUGAAUUCCACUAUUGUUACUUUUUAUCUCCUCAUAAUAAUAUUCUUGAUACAUACGAUGUUGCGUUUGAAACCGUAGAGCACUACGUCUUUGCACAAGAAGUGGCGCCCUAUGGUGAUGUAUGGCAGGUCAUUGAGAAAGCUGGUGGCAUGGAAGAAAAUGACCUCAAAAUUGUCAUUCGUCAAAUCGCAUCAGCACUGGAGUUUAUGCACAGUAAGGGUUUGGUGCACAGGGACAUGAGGGCGGAGAAUAUGCUGAUCUUCGCCGAAGAUUUCUCAAGGGUCAAACUGACUGAUUUUGGUCUCACAAGACGAACAGACACACUGGUGAAGAAGAGGACGAGGUCCUUGCCAACCUGUCCACCAGAAAUCUGGGAAGCAGUUCACUUAGAAGGGUACACAGUAGAAAUCGGUUCAGAUGUUUGGCAGAUGGGCAUGUUCAUCUUUGCUGGUCUCUUGGCCAGGUUUCCAUGGGAGAAAGCUGAUAUCACCGACUCAAGAUUUUCAGAAUUCGUCCAGUGGCAAAAGAGGAAGAUAACGAGGACACCCAAAGAUUUCAGAAAGUUCACUCCUCGCCUUCAUCGACUAUUAAGGAGGCUAAUGGAUCCAAAACCUUCAAAGCGAUACGAAAUUAAAGAGGUUUAUAAAUAUCUCGGUGACAAAUGGCUGAUUUGCCGAAGUCCUAGAGCAACCACUACCGUCAACAAAACAGAUAUCGCCGAAGCGACAAAACUUGGCGAUCAUCUUGGCGAUAUGCUAUCUAACCUCACUGUCCAAACAACGACAGAACACAGAGAAACGAGAGAACAGCGAAUUAAUCAGUGGGUCAUGUCAACUUAUGAUGAUUCCAGUGAUAGCUAGACAGCCAAAUGACGCCAAAAACUAUUUUUUUCCGAAUUUAUUUUUAUUUAAGAAUUUCAUACCACUUAUUUCCACUUAAAAAAUAUCUAUGACGGACAUAUGUGCGAGUUUGGAUUGGAAGCAUUGAAUAUAAUCCGGUGAAACUGAUACAUUUACUGAUACGAUUAAUUGAUAACCUUUGAUGACUGAUUUAUUUUUGCACCAUUACCAAUGAAACUGACAAUAGUUAACUUUUUCUGAAAUCACAGUCAAGUUUGAAAUUGUAUUUAUAACAAAUUAAGGAAAAUUCUUAACAUAUUCGAUUUUAUUUUUUAAAAGUUUCGUUUCUUAGUUUUAUAUUAGGCGGAAUAAAUCAAAAACUACAUGCAAAAGUCUCGCACUAAGCACUCACCACCUCGCCAAAUGCGAUACAAUCUUGAAUUAGGCGAAUAAAAUUGUGUUUUGGCGAAAGUAUUGGCAAAUUAUUGUUUCCACUGGAAUGAAAAUUUUAUAAUUAGCUCGAUCUUCAAAAUGACGUCAGAAUGAAUUUUUCUUAACAAAUUAGUAUAUUUUACUCGAUAACGGUAGUUUUCGGUAGAUGAGCCGCAAAAUCAAUUAGAAUUGGGUCAAAAUAAUAUAAGCCUGAAGCAAACUACCAUAAAAUAAUUUUCUAUGGGAAAAAAAUUAAUAAUUAAAAAUUGUUAAGGUUUGUAUUUGGCGAAGACUUUUGAUAUUUGGCUAAUUUACUGGCUAAUAAUUUGGAUUCCUUAGCGCGGACUCUGCAUACAUUUCAAGUUCUUAUCCUUCUGCAUCAAAAAUAUUUUCAACUUGAUUAAACUUAUAACAAAAAGAUAUUGGAAAUGGAAUAGAAAUGCUUUAAGAAUUAUAACAAAUUUUAGAAUAGUAUUUGUUUCAAAAAAUUGGAAAGUGUAAAAGAUACAUUUGUUAAAUGUAUACAUUAAAAAAUAUUUAAAUUUCAAUAAGCGAAACAACAAGAAAGCUAUUUCCAAUAAAUCAUAAAUUAAAAUCAACAUAAUCUACUAUUUACGUUUUCAUAACUUAUAUUACAUCUAACAUUUUCAAAAUUAUGCUAUGAAACGAACAAUUGGAAGAAUUGACAUUGGAAUUAUUUAAGGAACAUUGAAUUGAAUGGUAUUUAUUCCAACUUGUUGUAAAUCGUAAUACAUGCAUUUUUUAUUUUAUAAAUUUUUAGAAACCUUAAGACUAAGUAAAAUAGAAAGUAUUUUAUUGUCAAUAAAUUAACAAAUAAGUUUAAAACCAAAUGUAUCAAAAAUAUUAUUAACUGUAUCAAUUUCUAUCAAAAUUAUUCCUGUAAAAAAGACAAUCAUAUAGAAUUUUUAACUAUUUCAAGAAAAAUCAACGAAAGUAAACAAGACGAUCAAGAAAACUAUACAAGAAAGUGUGAAACGCGUAAGAGGUACCUUUUUUUAAAUUUUAUUUUUAAAAAAUCUUAAAAGUUCAGAAAAUAAAAAGGCGAAUAAAGGAAGCAAUUUACUGUUUAUAAAUCAACUGCUAUGUGUCAACGAUUUCUGAGUAAAUCAAGCGCAAGAAAUAUUGUUAGUUUUUUUUUCUUCACAUUUAUGAAACCUGCAACUGAUUGUAGAUUCUUUAUUUAUUUAUUUGCACACUUGAUUCUUGAAAGUCUGGAAAAUAUAUUUUUCAAUAAAUUUCAUACAGUAGUAAUCCUUAUUUGUAGUUCAAGAUUAAAAACUAUUCCAGCGUAAAACAUAUCUGUUAUUGCAAGUAACGAAUUAAGUUAUGGCGAGAGAAUAUAAUGAGAAAUCAGAUUGUUAAAGGGAAAAUAGACUCUUCUUAGAAGAAUCGUAAACAGUUUGAAAAGUUGACAUUCGACUAAAAUGUUCCAAAGUUAUUUUUAGUAACUUUCUAGGCACCAAAGUGAAUAACAAGGAAGC